Messenger RNA from Sorex fumeus (smoky shrew), 2410 nucleotides. RefSeq names its product protein tyrosine phosphatase non-receptor type 6 (gene PTPN6). Gene Ontology annotation, molecular function: protein tyrosine phosphatase activity. Gene Ontology annotation, biological process: protein dephosphorylation. The record is from RefSeq and is a predicted model, not a curated record. The coding region runs from base 329 to 2125 and encodes 598 amino acids. Lineage: Eukaryota; Metazoa; Chordata; Mammalia; Eulipotyphla; Soricidae. The transcript is spliced from 16 exons.
UUCUGGACUCGCUUUGGGUCCCCGCCUGGGCUCCCGGCCAGGUGGCCCCCGACCUGUGACCCCCUCAAUCCCCUGGAGAUGCUGGUCCCUGGGCUCUGAAAAGAGAAGUUCCCCCCAGGGGUCGGCCGCGCCCCUUCCUGUCCCCGCCCCGCGGGCUGCCCCAGGCUGGUGUUAGUGGCAGCCCCAGAACCCGGACCGUGGGGUGCUGGUGAGGCCUGGCCCGGGCGGCCCGCCGUGUGACCCUGAGCACCCCCAAGCCUCCGCCUGCCCACGCUUGCCAUCGCCAUCUCUCUGCCUGCACCCCCCUUCCUCUCCCGGAGUCUCCAGGAUGGUGAGGUGGUUUCACCGCGACCUCAGUGGGCUGGAUGCAGAGACCCUGCUCAAAGGCCGGGGCGUCCACGGGAGCUUCCUGGCGCGGCCCAGUCGCAAGAACCAGGGCGACUUUUCCCUCUCCGUCAGGGUGGGGGACCAGGUGACGCACAUUCGGAUCCAGAACUCGGGGGAUUUCUACGACCUGUACGGCGGGGAGAAGUUCGCCACGCUCACUGAGCUAGUGGAGUACUACACACAGCAACACGGCGUCCUCCAGGACCGCGACGGCACCAUCAUCCACCUCAAGUACCCCCUCAACUGCUCGGACCCCACCAGCGAGAGGUGGUACCAUGGCCACAUGUCCGGGGGGCAGGCGGAGACGCUGCUUCAGAGCAAGGGGGAACCCUGGACGUUUCUGGUGCGUGAGAGUCUCAGCCAGCCCGGGGACUUCGUCCUCUCGGUGCUCAGCGACCAGCCCAAGGCCGGCCCGGGCUCGGCGCUCCGGGUCACACACAUCAAGGUCAUGUGUGAGCAGGGGGGUCGCUACACGGUGGGGGGCGCCGAGACCUUCGACAGCCUCACAGACCUGGUGGAGCACUUCAAGAAGGUGGGCAUCGAGGAGGCGUCGGGGACCAUGGUCUACCUGCGCCAGCCCUACUACGCCACGCGGGUGAACGCGGCGGACAUUGAGAACCGGGUCUUGGAGCUGAACAAGAAGGCGGAGUGCGAGGACACGGCCAAGGCUGGCUUCUGGGAGGAGUUUGAGAGUCUGCAGAAACAGGAGGCCAAGAACUUGUACCAGCGCACCGAAGGGCAGCGGCCCGAGAACAAGAGCAAGAACCGCUACAAAAACAUCCUUCCCUUCGACCACAGCCGCGUCGUCCUCCAGGGACGGGACAGCAACAUCGUGGGUUCUGACUACAUCAAUGCCAAUUACGUCAAGAAUCAGCUGCUAGGCCCCGAUGACAACGCUAAGACCUACAUCGCCAGCCAGGGCUGCCUGGACGCCACGGUCAAUGACUUCUGGCAGAUGGUGUGGCAGGAGAACACGCGUGUCAUCGUCAUGACCACCAGAGAGGUGGAGAAAGGCCGGAACAAAUGUGUCCCGUACUGGCCCCAGGUGGGCACUCAGCGCGUCUAUGGCCCCUAUGCUGUGACCAACUGUGAGGAGCAGGAGAAAGCCGAGUACAAACUCCGCCUCUUACAGGUGUCGCCCAAAGAACACGGGGAGCUGAUUCGGGACAUCUGGCACUACCAGUACCUGAGCUGGCCGGACCAUGGCGUCCCCAGUGAGCCUGGGGGCGUCCUCAGCUUCCUGGACCAGAUCAACCAGCAGCAGGAGAGCCAGCCUCACGCGGGGCCCAUCAUUGUCCACUGCAGUGCAGGCAUCGGCCGCACGGGCACCAUCAUUGUCAUCGACAUGCUCAUGGAGAGCAUCUCCACCAAGGGGCUGGACUGUGACAUCGACAUCCAGAAGACCAUCCAGAUGGUGCGCGCCCAGCGCUCGGGCAUGGUACAGACGGAGGCUCAGUACAAGUUCAUUUACGUGGCCAUCGCCCAGUUCAUCGAGACCACCAAGAAGAAGCUAGAGGUCAUCCAGAACCAGAAGGGGCGGGAGUCAGAGUAUGGGAACAUCACCUACCCCCUGGCCAUGAAGAACGCGCAUGCCAAGGCCACACGCACCUCCUCCAGACACAAGGAGGAGGUGUACGAGAACCUGCAGAGCAAGAACAAGAAGGAGGAGAAGUUGAAGAAGCAGCAGCGGUCGUCGGGAGAGAAGGAGAAGAGCAAGGGGUCCCUGAAGCGGAAGUGAGCUGAGCUCCGAGCCCAGGGGAUGGCCCGCAUGCCCAGAGUCCUGGAUGCCCGCCUGCCUGUGCCCGCGGCUCUGCGCUCUCCCCGGGUGCCCUCCGGACCUCACCUGCUCGGUGACAGCCCCUCACCCCCUUCUCUCUGCAGCCUGGGUAGCGUCUGGCUGCAGACUCGGCCACCAGCCAGCGGAUGCCCCGGCCUGAACCCAGUCGAUUGUAAUUUAAAUGGCGUGUCCCUCCCUCUCCCUGACCUGUACAUAACCCCGUGAGGCCCCAGGCUGGGCCCAGCC